Messenger RNA from Phyllopteryx taeniolatus (common seadragon), 5704 nucleotides. It is a transcript of the gene pomgnt2, whose product is annotated as protein O-linked mannose N-acetylglucosaminyltransferase 2 (beta 1,4-). The transcript has 2 exons. The record is from RefSeq and is a predicted model, not a curated record. Gene Ontology annotation, biological process: protein O-linked glycosylation via mannose. NCBI's taxonomy places the organism in Eukaryota, Metazoa, Chordata, Actinopteri, Syngnathiformes, Syngnathidae. Gene Ontology annotation, molecular function: protein O-acetylglucosaminyltransferase activity; protein binding. Bases 808 to 2607 code for a protein of 599 amino acids. Gene Ontology annotation, cellular component: endoplasmic reticulum.
UGAAUAUACAGACACUGUUACAUCCUAUAUCAGUUUCUGUGAAGUUGUGUGUUUACCAACAAAAUCAUUUCGCACAUUCAACAACAAGCCGUGGUUCACUGCUAAACUUAAGCAGCUUCGGCAAGCUAAGGAGGAUGCAUAUCAGAGCGGGGACAAGGCCCUGUAUAAUCGAGCUAGAAACCAGCUGUCUAAAGAAAUUAACAUUGCAAAGAGGAACUAUGCAGCAAAGUUGGAAAAACAGUUUACCGCUAACGACUCUAAAUCAGUCUGGCAUGCAUUCCAAUCGCUGAUGAAUUACAAGCGACGAUCCCCCCAAGCUGAGAACAAUAGCACACUAGCCAACGACUUGAAUACCUUCUACUGCAGAUUUGAAAAGGACAGUUUCUUAGGACCUGAAGUGGGCGACCAACAUCAACUCCGUCCUCAAAAAGGCCCAGCAGAGGAUGUACUUCCUGCGGCUUCUGAGAAAGCACGGCCUGGCACCGGAGCUGCUGAGACAGGUCUACACAGCGGUCAUCGAAUCAGUCCUGUGUUCUUCCAUCACAGUCUGGUUUGGUGCUGCUACAAAAAGGACAAACUCCGACUGCAACGGACAAUCAAAACUGCUGAAAGGAUUGUCGUACCCCCCUACCGACCCUUGAGGACUUGCACGCUAUCAGAACUAAGACAAGAGCGUGCAAAAUCCUCUCGGACCCUCCGCAUCCCGGUCACCAGCUCUUCCAGCUCCUUCCCUCAGUCUUCUCUUCCCAAUUCCUGUCACAGAUGUUUGUCUCAUUCUGAGACUGAAGGUCUUCAACAACAGCAGUGAUGCACACUUCAGUGGUCGGCUGCAGAAUGAGUUUGGGUUUACUUUUUAAUGGACUGCUUGUCUCUGUGGUAGCAGCUUUACUUUGGGAAUACUCCAAGUUAAGAGAACAUGCUACUGUGCUCGAGGAAGAGUUGCACAUGACACAGAAGUCCCAAGAUUUGACAAAAGCCCAUAUCGACUAUCAUCUAGCUCUACAGGCUCUACAUGAAGAUGGUACCCGUAUGGUGUGCAGCAGCAAAAUGCACACUGAUCGCAUUUGCAGCUUUGAUUAUCUUUGCUACUGUACAGAGGCAGAUGAGUUUGUAUUCUUCCAUUCAAAUUCCUCCAUUAUGUUGCCAAACUUGGGUUCCAGACGAUUCCAACCUGCUCUGCUUGACAUGUCCUCAGUAGAAGAUCACAAUACCCAGUAUUUCAACUUUUUAGAGCUUCCAACUGCUGCUUUGAAGUUCUUGUCCAAGCCUGUGUUUGUACCAGAUGUUACAUUCAUUUUUAACAGGUUUAAUCCUGACAACUUAAUGCAUGUUUUUCAUGAUGAUCUGCUGCCAGUCUUCUUUACUAUGAAACUGUAUUCAGAUCUUGAUGACAGGGCACGUUUGGUGUUCAUGGAGGGUUGGGGUGAAGGGCCACAUUUUGACCUGUACCGACUUUUAAGCAACAAACAACCACUUCUCAAACAGCAGCUAAGAGACUUGGGAAAGCUAAUUUGUUUUACUAAAUCUUAUGUGGGUGUAUCCAAGAUGACAACUUGGUAUCAAUAUGGUUUUGUUCAGCCGCAAGGGCCCAAGGCUAACAUUUUGGUCUCAGGAAAUGAGAUUCGACAGUUUUCUAAAGCUGUUAUGCUUAAAAUGAACAUCACAAGAAUUGAAGAGGUGGAGAAGGAUGCUGGUAAUGCUGGAGAUGAGAAUAAGAAGGAUGAAUACAUAGUUGUGUUCAGUCGGUUAACAACAAGGCUAAUACUGAAUGAAGCUGAGUUAAUGAUCGCACUGGCUCAGGAGUUCCAGAUGAAAGUCUUUAAAGUUUCCCUGGAGGAACAAUCAUUUCCUAGCAUUGUCCAGGUUAUCAGUGGUGCUUCCAUGCUCGUGAGCAUGCAUGGAGCCCAGCUUAUCACCUCGCUUUUUCUCCCCAGAGGAGCUGUUGUGGUUGAACUUUUUCCCUUUGCUAUAAACCCAGAGCACUAUGUCCCAUACAAAACCCUUGCCAACCUUCCAGGCAUGGAUCUACACUAUUUUUCAUGGAGAAACACCAAGAAGGAGAACACUGUUGGCCAUCCAGACAGACCGUGGGAACAAGGAGGUAUAGCUCACUUAGAAAAGGAAGAGCAAGAGCAAAUAUUGGCAAGCCAGGAAGUCUCAAGGCACCUGUGUUGUCGCAACCCUGAGUGGCUCUUUCGAAUCUACCAAGAUACUCUGAUAGAUAUCCCGUCACUCCUGGUCGUUCUCAGGGAGGGCAUGAAAACUAGGCUAAGCUUCAAGAAGUCCAAACCUGUCAGUAAGAUUCAUCCAGGUAGGGUCAGACAACCCCAGUGUCAAACCUCGGUGCAAGCUACUGACAAGGCACAGCUUACGAUCUCUUGGAAGAUCCCAUGGAAUGUGAAAUACCUGAAAGUGAAAGAGGUUAAGUAUGAGGUUUGGAUUCAAGAACAAGGAGAAAAUACCUACAUGCCUUACAUCCUUCAACAGCAAAACUACACGUUUUCAGAAAAUAUUAAGCCUUUUAUCACCUACAUGGUAUGGGUCAGGUGUAUAUUCAACAACAACCUUCUGGGUCCCUUUGCAGAUGUUCUUGUGUGUAGAACUUGAGGCAGUAUGUUGCUGUACAAUUGUAAUAUUAUAUGUUGUAUUCAUUUUUGUUUUUGUUUUUGACCUUCAAGAUAUAAUCAAGUCAAUGUUUUUAAUUAACAAUUGCCCUGUCACGCAAAGUUGUAACUUAACCGAUUAUGGAGUGGAGUUAAAUUUGAAACAGUUUUGAAAAUAGUAAAUGUGAUUUUUGGUGUGAACAACCCCAAUUCCAAUGAAGUUGGGACAUUGUGUUAAACAAAAAUAAAAACAGAAUACAAUUAUUUGUGUAUUUAAUCAUGUUCAACCUAUAUUUAAUUGAAUACACCACAAAGACAAGAUAUUUAAUGUUCAAACUGAUAAACCUGAUUGUUUUUAGCAAAUAAUCAUUAACUUAGAAUUUUAUGGCUGCAACACAUUCCAAAAAAGCUGGGACAGGUGGCAAAAAAGACUGAGAAAGUUGAGGAAUGCUCAUCAAACACCUGUUUGGAACAUCCCACAGGUGAACAGGCUAAUUGGGAACAGGUGUGUGCCAUGAUUGGGUAUAAAAGGAGGUUCCCUGAAUUGCUCAGUCAUUCACAAGCAAAGAUAGGUCAAGGGUCACCUCUUUGUGAACAAGAGCGUGAGACACUAGUCCUGGCCUGGCCAACCCGCGGCUCGCGAGCCUCAUGCGGCUCUUUAACUAGUUUCAUGCGGCUCUUCAGGAGCUGUCACAUGACGUGUCAAAAAUGCUUGGCUGGCGCUGUCAUUCACUCCCCCUACAGCUAGAUGGCACACUGACCAUGUAAGCCUGUUUGAGUGACGUCAAACGAGCGACGAGAGAAUCUUUGGUGUGACAUCAUUUGUGUUGUAAACAAUUUCCGUCAAGUUACCUCUUGAAAUGGCAGGGAAAAAAAGCACAGCCAAACGAAAAUAUGAAGAAGAACACAGGACGUUUUUGCCAGAGUGGGAGAGUUUAUAUUUUUUUGUUAAACGUAAUGGCAAGCCGAUCUGCCUUAUAUGUCACGCAGCAUUAGCGCAUUUCAAAGCUUCAAAUCUUCAGCGUCACUUCAGCUCACUCCACCCUAACAUCGAACAGGAAUUUCCAAAAGGGACUGAACUUCGCAAGAACAAGUUGGUCGCUUUGAAAAGCAAGGCAGAAAAGCAGGUGCAGUUUUUCAAAAAAUUUACAAAACACUCGAAGACCGUAACGCUUGCAUCAUAUCAGCUGGCUUGGAAGCCAGACUGUUUGAAAGCCCCGCUCGUCACAGAUGAGGCUGCGGCUGAGUUGGAGAUGAUCGACCUUUGUGAGGAGGGUCAACUGAAAGCUGUUUUAAGGGAAGGGACCGUUGAGUUCUGGAAAAGUGUGCCAAUUGAAAAAUACCCCAACAUCAAACGAGCUGCGCUUAAGAUACUGUCCAUGUUUGGGUCAACGUACGCCUGCGAGUCUGUGUUUUCUACCCUGAAACAUGUGAAAUCAAAGCAUCGAUCUGUUCUGACUGACACUCAUUUGAAAGAAUUGCUUAGAGUGGCAACAACAGAAUACAAGCCAGAUUUGAAGCGGAUUGUUCAAGAUAAGGAAUGCCAGAAGUCUCACUAAGCAGCAUAGUAAGAGAAAGAUGUUAUUGAAAAUUAUUCUAUUAUUGUUUGUGGACUUGCUUGAACUGAGAGUUUGUGUGUGUGAGACAGUGCACACAAUGUUAACUGUUGAAAAUUACUGAUAUUAUCAUGUUGGUGUGGUUAUUUUCAUUAGAUCUGGCUGAGCAGAGGUCUGUGUAUGCGUGCAUACAUGAUUAAAAGAUGAUGUUCAUGUGUACCCGUGUAUGUGGCUCUUUGCAGUAACACAGAAAAAAAAGUGGCUCUUAGUCUCUGACUAGUUGGCCACCCCUGCACUAGUCGAACAGUUUAAGGACAAUGUUCCUCAAUGUACAAUGUACAAUGUUCCUCAAUGUACAAUUUCCUCAUCUACUGUCCAUAAUAUCAUCAAAAGGUUCAGAGAAUCUGGAGAAAUCACUGCAUGUAAGCGGCAAGGCCGUAAACCAACAUUGAAUGCCCGUGACCUUCGAUCCCUCAGGCGGCACUGCAUCAAAAACCAACAUCAAUGUGUAAAGGAUAUCACCACAUGGGCUCAGGAACACUUCAGAAAAACAAUGUCAGUAAAUACAGUUCGCCACUACAUCCGUAAGUGCAACUUGAAACUCUACUAUGCAAAGCAAAAGCCAUUUAUCAACAACACCCACAAACGCCGCACCGCUUCUCUGGGCCCGAGCUCAUCUAAGAUGGACUGAUGAAAAGUGGAAAAGUGUUCUGUGGUCCGACGAGUCCACAUUUCAAAUUGUUUUUGGAAAUUGUGGACGUUGUGUCCUCCAGGCCAAAGAGGAAAAGAACCAUCCGGACUGUUAUGGACGCAAAGUUCAAAAGCCAGCAUCUGUGAUGGUAUGGGGCUGUGUUAGUGCCAAUGGCAUGGGUAACUUACACAUCUGUGAAGGCACCAUUAAUGCUGAAAGGUACAUACAGGUUUUGGAGAAACCUAUGCUGCCAUCCAAGCAACGUCUUUUUCAUGGUUAUGCCUACUUAUUUCAGCAAAACAAUGCCAAACCACAUUCUACAGGUUUUACAACAGCGUGGCUUCGAAAUAAAAGCGUGCGGGUACUAGACUGGCCUGCCUGCAGUCCAGACCUGUCUCCCAUUGAAAAUGUGUAGAGCAUUAUGAAGCGUAAAAUGCGACAACGGAGACCCCGGACUGUUGAACAGCUGAAGCUGUACAUCAAGCAAGAAUGGGAAAGAAUUCCACCUACAAAGCUUCAAUAAUUAGUGUCCUCAGUUCCCAAAAGUUGUUAAAAGAAAAGGUGAUGUAACACAGUGGUAAACACGACCCUGCCCCAGUUGCAGCCAUAAAAUUCUAAGUUAAUGAUUAUUUGCUAAAAACAAUAACGUUUAUCAGUUGGAACAUUAAAUAUCGGGUCUUUGUAGUGUAUUCAAUUAAAUAUAGGUUGAACAUGAUUUGCAAAUCAUUGUAUUCUGUUUUUAUUUAUGUUUAACACAACGUCCCAACUUCAUUGGAAUUGGGGUGUGAAAGGUUAUCCACUUUUGUGUUUACUUUUCCUGUUGCCUAAACUAAAUACAUACAGUGAAAUCUUGA